UUUUUAAUGAGAUCUAUCUGUUACUCAUUCUCAACAAUAUUUGAUAAAAUUAUAAAAAGAUAGAUACCUGCAAAAAUAAUAUAUGAAGAUAAACAUGUAAGUCAUCAUCAAUUUAUAUUUAAGUGCUUAGCAUUUGAAGAUAUAAAUCCUAAAGCAAAAAUACAUGUAUUAGUCAUACCAAAAGAACAUUUAGAUAGAUUAUCAAAUGCAACAGAAUAGCAUAUUAAUCUUUUAGGAAAUCUGAUGUAUGCUGUAAAUAGAGUUGGGAGACAAUUACAAUUAGAAGGUUAUAGAGUUGUAAUAAAUGACGGAUAGAAAGGAGGUUAAACAGUAUUUCAUUUACACGCUCAUAUAUUGAGUGGAGAAAAUUUACCUGGUUUUGAAUGAAG
Molecule: messenger RNA, 389 nt
Organism: Paramecium sonneborni
Lineage: Eukaryota; Ciliophora; Oligohymenophorea; Peniculida; Parameciidae
Source: the annotation of a GenBank genome assembly